ACCGAUCAAGGUAUUUAAUACGAUGCCCAAGCGCACUUGCAUGGCUUGUUUUGGGGUUUGCUGCGUUGUAUAUAUAUUCCCACUGUUGAUCCAACUCGAGCACUGGGUACAUAGUUAUCCCCCAUCACGACCCACGUUUCCACAACCACAAUGUCAGCCACGGGGUUCUGCCAAGACUGCUUCAAGGGCACGCUCCGGGGCGACGCCGAAUUAACAGGUACCGUCGAGACGAUCCAUGGCCUACCGAGCUACGUUGCCUGGCCCGAGGCGGGUACGGAGCCGAAGGGCAUCGUGGUCAUCAUCCCGGAUGCCUUCGGCUGGACGCUGAAAAACAGCCGCGCCCUGGCCGACAACUACGCCAAACGAGGAGAGUUCCUAGUCUAUCUGCCCGAUUUCAUGAACGGCGCCGCCCCCAAUACCUGGAUCCUCACUAUAAUAGAUGGCCUCAGCAGCCCCUCGCCCGACUGGUGGACGACGCUCGUACUGAAACCAUGGUGGGCAAUCAGGAUCGCGUCGGCCCUCCUCCCCUUCGGCUUCUGGACUCGUGAGGCUGUCACAAGGCCGCGCAUCAUCAAGUUCUUCCAGGAUCUGAGGAGCAGCCCCGCGCCGUUCGCGACAGUGGAACGCCUUCGAAUCGGCGUCGCGGGGUUCUGCUGGGGCGGGUAUUAUACUGUGCUGCUGGCUAAGGACCUACCCGAGAACCAAAUCGCGACACCGCCAGGGUCGGACGAUGACGGGAAUAUUGGCGAGAAGGUUUCGCUGAUUGACUGCGCUUUCACGGCUCACCCGUCGUUGAUUUCAGUGCCCAAGGAUAUCGUGGCUGUAAAACGGCCGUUGAGUGUCGCUAACGGGCCGGACGACGCGUUUUUAGGAAGAGAGAAAAUGGUAAUGCUGCAGCAAAUUCUUGGGGCUCAGGAGCAUAUUGCACAUGAGGUGGUGGUCUACGAUGGAGCUAAACACGGGUUUGCCGUAAGAGGGGAUCCGAGGGAUCCGAAGCAGGCUGAGCUGGGCGCGCGUGCGGAGGACCAGGCUGUAAGUUGGUUUAGAAAGCAUAUUCACCAAUAGAUGGACAUUGUCCAAUCGAAUGCAAGAUCAUUGCAGAAUCGUUGCUUCAGUUGUCAAAACUUGGCGUGUUUGUUCCAUGUUGCUCUACUGAGUGGCAUGAAACCACCUUCCCAAGGCUUGAUAGCUUGAAGAUUCAAGGUUUCCUUGUAGAAACCGGCAUAGUGCCAGAACAAAGCCUAGAAGUGCAUCUUCAGGUCUGAGUUAUUCAGAAGAAAAUUGGGCGAGGUUUUGGUUGGGUGCUAUUAUUACCCUAUCAGCUGGCCAGCAUCCCAACCGUGGCACCCAUCGAUCCUGCAGCCAACAACUCGAGGCUGCAUCAGGCUUGCUGUCAUUCACGAGUGCUGUCAUCCACAA
Messenger RNA from Pseudomassariella vexata, 1419 nucleotides. RefSeq names its product Alpha/Beta hydrolase protein. Lineage: Eukaryota; Fungi; Ascomycota; Sordariomycetes; Amphisphaeriales; Pseudomassariaceae. Gene Ontology annotation, molecular function: hydrolase activity. The record is from RefSeq and is a predicted model, not a curated record. The coding region runs from base 151 to 1065 and encodes 304 amino acids. The transcript has 2 exons.